Eriocheir sinensis (Chinese mitten crab) is the source of this 3499-nucleotide messenger RNA. RefSeq names its product chromosome transmission fidelity protein 18 homolog (gene cutlet). Lineage: Eukaryota; Metazoa; Arthropoda; Malacostraca; Decapoda; Varunidae. The record is from RefSeq and is a predicted model, not a curated record. Gene Ontology annotation, molecular function: ATP hydrolysis activity; ATP binding. The transcript has 21 exons. Bases 121 to 2949 code for a protein of 942 amino acids.
GAGCGCCGUUACAAAGGCUGAAAGGCUGUCACUGCAUGCCGUGCGCGGGAAAAGUUGUGGCCAUUCGAGGUCGUGAUUUGUGAGUGUGUCGGUGCUGCUGCGCCCCUGUACAUCCUCAAGAUGGACGAGUACCCGGAUCUGGAGGACGAGUUCGAGGCUCAACAUGCUGCGGAACUGGAGAUGAUGCGGGAAAUGGAGGAGUUCAAUGCCGAGGAAGCAGCCCUUCAAGCAUCAGCUAUCCCUCCGAGUCACAAACGCAGCCUAACAUUCACCAGUCCAGUGUCAGUGCCCAGUUCAGGGGAACCCCCCAGCACCCUAAGUAAUGUGAGCCAAGAGAGCAGGGAUGUGGCUGCCAGCAGGAAAAGAGGGGUGGAGGAGGACAUGCUGCUGGAUGAUUUGAACAGCUUCUUUGAUGACCGAGGCAGCAACAGGAACAAAAGACAAAAGUCUCUGCUUCCUGAGGUGGACAUAGGCCUGAGGGACCCAACUCUUGACCUGGCCAAGCAUGAGGCUGACCUGGCUCUCAUGGAUCGUAUCAUGGAGAUCCGGCAAACCAAAGAGACAGCCGACCACCCAAAUCAGACAAGCACUGUGGCCCCUGCCAGGAAGAAGCAUGUCACCAUCCACCGGCGAGUACCAGAUGAAGCAUUCCAAGCCAUCACUACCGAAGCUGGUGAUCGCUUCUACCUUAACUGCUUAGAGGAGGAUGAGUGGGACCGCUCCAUUGCCUCUGUGACUUCAUCCCAGCACAAAGCUUGCCUUCUGAACACCUCUUACUCAACACUUAAGGCUCAGGCACUACAGGAGCAAAUUCGGCUAGAUGCUCUACAUGCCAAGCGACUGGCAGAGGAAGAGGACUCUGGUAUGGAAUCUGGGGCUGAGGAGGACAGUGGGAAUAACGAGGAGCUGUGGGUGGAGAAGUUUAAGCCCAGACAGUACCUCCAUCUGUUAAGUGAUGAAUCCACCAAUCGCAACGUCCUACACUGGAUCAAGCUGUGGGACAAGGUUGUGUUUGGCCGGGACACCAAGCAAAUCAACAAUACUAAGAAAGACAACAAGAUCAAGGGUAAAUUGAAGAAAUUUCAGAAGAAGCCAGAAGUCAUUACUGAGUUGGAUGACCACAACAGACCAAUGCAAAAGGUACUGCUGUUGUGUGGACCCCCAGGGUUAGGCAAGACCACCCUGGCCCACAUCACUGCUACCCAUGCUGGUUACAAUGUAGUGGAGAUAAAUGCCAGCGAUGACAACUCUUUGGAAAUCUUCCGUACACGCCUAGAGAAUGCCACCUCCAUGCAGGCAGUCCUUGGCCCUGACCCCCGGCCCAAUUGUCUGGUGAUUGAUGAAAUCGAUGGUGCCCCAGCACCCUCCAUCAACCUGCUGGUGAACAUGCUGAGCGGGAAGGACAUCGGAAAGAAGAAAAAAAAGCUAAAGGGCCCCAUCCUGCUUCAGCGGCCAGUGAUCUGUAUUUGCAAUGAGCUGUACACUCCAGCCCUGCGGCCCCUCCGACAGAUGGCGCUAGUGGUAAAAUUUCCUCCAACACACACUCCAAAAUUAGCUCAGCGGCUCCAUGAGAUAAGCCUGUGUCAGCGGCUGAAGGCUGACCUCUCUGUGCUGGUGACACUGUGUGAGAAGACUGAGAAUGACAUCCGCUCAUGUUUGUCUGUUCUUCAAUUUGUCAGGAGCAACAAAAAGAAGCUUUCCAUGUCAGAUGUCUGUGGGAUCUCUGUUGGUCAAAAGGACUACAAGCGCUCCCUCCUCAAAAUUUGGCAAGAGAUCUUCACCAUCCCUAGACAAAAAAGGAUCAGACACAAUCCUCUGGAGGAGACACCUGACCGCCUGACUCCCAUGCCAGACCUUAAUGGCGACAUGAAGAAAUUUGAGGAACAGAACACCUUGGCAUUCAGGUUUCAGCACAUCUUAAAAGUUGCUCAGCAUGCACCUUAUGAGAGAGUGAUGCAGGGCUGGUUUGAAAAUUACCUCAGUCUCAAGCAGUUCACCCUUCUGGAUUCUAUAAAGAUUGGCCUGGAGUGGACACUAUUCACGGACCUGCAACUGAGGGAGAUAAUGCACAGCCAGUCCUGGACACUCAUGGCUUACCUGCCUUACGCCUGUGUCUCCCAUCACCUCCGCUUUGCUUCACUCAAUUGGUCCAACAUACAGUUCCCGACUGUCAUGCAGGAGAACAACCAGAAGCUGACCAAGAACCAUAACUUGCUGUCAGCAAUGAUCAACGAUAUGAGCCCCAUGACUCGAGCAUUUACCAGUAACAAGCAGCUGGUGAUGGACGUGCUGCCCUUACUUAUCCACAUUAUCCAGCCCACACUGCGACCCGUCAGCUCUCAGUUGUACAGCAAAGAGGAACAGCAGGAGUUAGCUAACCUCGUGGACACCAUGAUUGGAUACAACCUCACCUACACACAAGAGAAGAACCCCCAGGGCCACUACACCUUCGUCCUUGACCCGAAUGUGGAAGAAAUAGUGUAUUUUGAUGAGAACUCAUCAGCAAAGAAAUUUUCAUAUUACUCUCGACAACUGAUCUCACGAGAAAUUGAUCUUGAGAAGGUGCGAAGAGCAGAGGCAUACUUCACUGAAAAGAUGAAUGAUACCUCGACAAAGGCUGCCAGCACUGCUCCUCCUAGCUUGCAGCAGCCAAAUAAUUCAGCCAGUACCAAAGAGCAGACACCAGCAAAGUCUUCCACCAGCUCUACUCCUGCUAUCCCCAGUCAUAAACAAAAGCUACAUCCACAGAUGAAUGACAGUGCAGCUUUCAAGGGAGAAAAGGCAGUGGCACCCAAAGAUUUCUUUGGAAGGAUUGUGAAGCAGAAGGAAAACGAAAAUAUAAGGAUGAUAGAUGAGGCCACCCAAUCAGAUAUUUGGUUCCACUUCAAUGAAGGUUACUGUAAUGCUGUAAGGAAGACAGUCUUGAUGAAAGACUUAGUUAUUCAGUGAUCUUGAAAUAGAGAUAAUUACAGAUUUUAUAUUUCAUCUGUACACUAAUUGGUGUUGUGGUCCUCUUGCCAAUAAGGAUGUCACACAACCCCAUAUUCAUUCAUUCUAUAUCUUUUAGUUCCCUUCAGAAAUGACCACCAUUGCUGUGGCUGUGAUAAAUACCUUGGGAAACCUCAGGAAGGUAAACGCGGUAACCUGAAUGUCACAACUGCCCUGUGUCCCAGAGUAAUGGGUUCUUACCCGCCACAGGCUUCAGGGCCAAUGCAACAGAGAUAAGCACAGAGGCCAUGUGCCCCGCUAUAGCUUAUGGCCUAACUUUACCACUUGUAAGUGGUUUCCCUGGUAAUGCUACCUCUGCAAUAUAAUUAAAGCCUUUUCAUCACACAAACCCUCUAUAGUAUUCUCUUAUAUAGCUUCUCAUUACAAUUCACAAUAUUCUGUGUUGCACAUAUUUCAUUUUAUUUCCACUCCGAUUUGUUUUUAUCAUUUCACAAUUAUGUUCAUGUACCAUUUGUAAGGUACUUUAUUAAAUAAAUGUUACAAAUUUUCA